Electrophorus electricus (electric eel) is the source of this 1334-nucleotide messenger RNA. It is a transcript of the gene prdm1c, whose product is annotated as PR domain containing 1c, with ZNF domain. The record is from RefSeq and is a predicted model, not a curated record. Gene Ontology annotation, cellular component: cytoplasm; nucleus. Gene Ontology annotation, biological process: cell fate commitment; regulation of transcription by RNA polymerase II. NCBI's taxonomy places the organism in Eukaryota, Metazoa, Chordata, Actinopteri, Gymnotiformes, Gymnotidae. Gene Ontology annotation, molecular function: RNA polymerase II cis-regulatory region sequence-specific DNA binding; DNA-binding transcription factor activity.
CAACACAGACAGACCGCCACACACAGGUGAGAAGAAGAGACAGAGGACCCCCUCUCCAAGACGCCCCAGAGAGCAGGAAGAGACGUUCGUCUGGACUCAGCCUCGGGUAAAGACUUGGUCGAGCGAUGAUGCUGACGAGGACGAAGACAAAGAAGAAAGGGCACACGGUGUUGGAGAUACUGCAGAGGGACUGUUCUACUGUCCUGAGCCAUCGCCCUGCGGGAUUCCUGGACAGGCUUUCCUGUCCUCAGGACAUUGGGAGGGAGAGCGCCCCUGUGCUCCACGACACCUACAGGCCCUCUUCACCUCUGACCUCCCUCGCUGACCUCGCUUCGUCUCCCGGCCUGUCCGUCGGAGGACACCUGUGGCCAUACUACGCAGGGGUCCUACGGCCACACCCGCACGUGCACGUCUCGCAAACCGCGCGUCCCGCGCCGUCCUACCAGCCAACGGGAUUCGACGGGAUAUUUCCUCCCAAGGUCCUGGCUCACGCCGGACCAAUUGAGACCAAAAAUAUUAAAGACGCAGGAGUUACCAAACCAGUGGACUGGAGGACACCACGCUUUCCCACGCCCCUGUCCGACACGCCCGAGGUUCGUCAGGCAGCCGUCGUCAACGCAGGGGGUCCGUGUCCCGGUCCUUCUGCCGUAGCUCCAUCCCCCAGGGAGGCCACAGCUGCACCUCCUGGAGGAGCCCAGGCAGAGGAGGCCCCAGAUGUGAGGACCACGGGGGCACCGAGGGUCACGGGGGGCAGGAAGCUGCCCUGCCCCUUACACAGGGAGAAGGGAAAGCUCCGCUACGAGUGCAGAGUCUGCCAAAAGAACUUCAGUCAGCUCUCCAACCUGAAGGUACAUUUAAGGGUGCACACCGGGGAGAGACCGUACAGGUGUGGGACCUGCAGGAAGAACUUCACCCAGUUCGCUCACCUGCAGAAGCACUUCCUGGUUCAUACUGGGGAGAAACCACAUGAGUGUCCGGUGUGUAUGCGGUGUUUCAGCAGUACCAGUAAUCUGAAGACCCACCUGAGACGACAUGUAGGCGAGGGGGACAUCCACAUACACCUUUAGCUGCACACACACUUGCGCACCUGCAAGUCUCCACCUGUACCCGCCACCAGUGUGCUCACUUGUAACCAGAUGGGGGCGCCGUUGAGCUACCAGCGAGUCCUACAGCGUCAUGAAGAAGGCACCUGGGACAAUAACAUUUUUCUGAACAUCAGUGUUAUUGCACAUUUGGGCAUCUGCAAACUUAAAGUUUAGUUUAACAAAUCUUUAAUUUAUUAAUUUAACACAUUUUCUACGUACCUUUUCUCCACAUUGCGGUUUUAUUUGUGA